Molecule: messenger RNA, 3782 nt
Organism: Alligator sinensis (Chinese alligator)
Lineage: Eukaryota; Metazoa; Chordata; Crocodylia; Alligatoridae
Gene: RET
Product: ret proto-oncogene
Exons: 20
Coding region: 1-3342 (1113 amino acids)
Biological process (GO): cell surface receptor protein tyrosine kinase signaling pathway; positive regulation of kinase activity; homophilic cell-cell adhesion
Cellular component (GO): signaling receptor complex; membrane; axon
Molecular function (GO): transmembrane receptor protein tyrosine kinase activity; ATP binding; calcium ion binding
Source: RefSeq, a predicted model, not a curated record
AUGACCGUAGCUUGUACUGCAACUCUCCAGAAACCUCAGGGGACUGUGAGCAAAGGAAGAGAAAGGGACAAAGCAGUUUCCUUGGGUCUUUACUUCCCCAGGAGAGAAUACUCUGAAAAUGUCUACAUAGAUCAGCCUGCAGGGACACCGCUACUGCACAUCCAUGCCUUGCAGGAUUUUCAUGGGGAGGAGGUGCACUUUCAGCUGUGUCAGCGUAUCCUUAUUCAUCGAAUUGGGACACAUGAAAAUCAGUGGUUUCAAAUCAAAGAAAAAACAGGGCUUCUCUACCUCAAUAAAAGUCUGGAUAGAGGAGACUUCGAUAUCCUGUCUGGAGGAAACUGGGUUUCAUUACCAAAGGCAGUUCUUCAGGUCUCUCUUUCAUCCCAUCCCUUCCAAGGGAAAAAAUGUGAAUCUCCCACUUACGCUGUGGUUUCUCUCUUCAUCAUCAAUGCCACUGCACCACCUUGCAGUUCUCGGAUAGCAAGGCAGCUCUGCUUCACAGAAAUGGACCUCUCCUUUCACAUCAAAGAGAAUAAACCACCCGGCAUGUUUCAUCAGCUUCAGUUACCCCAAGUACAGCAUAUGUGUCAGAACCUCAGCAUUUCCUACAAAUUGCUAGCAGCUGAAGGGCUGCCAUUUCGCUACAAUGAGUCUACCACAGGGGUGAGUGUGGUACAACGGUUGGAUCGGGAAGAAAGAGAGAAGUAUGAGUUGAUUGCCAAAUGUACAGUGAGAGAAGGUUCCAAGGAGAUGCAGGUUGAGGUGCCUUUUCUGGUGAAUGUAUUAGAUGAAGACGACUCUCCCCCCUUCCUUUUCAAUGGCACUAGCACGGCAGAUGCUAUUGUGAAAUUCAACAGAAAAGAGGGAACGGCUGUAGCAGCACUGACAGUAUGUGAUGCAGACACUACACCUAUUUACCCUCUUGAAAGCAGCAGGAAGAAGUACACAGGAACCAUCAUUACAGCUGAUCCCUGGAUAAAUGAAACAUUUCGUGUGGAGCACCUCUUCCAUGAAAUCCGUUUCAGCCCAAAUGGUAGCCAAGUGAGGGGAACUCUGCAUGAAUACAAACUGGUACUGGAUAAAAAUAUUUCAGUCUCAGAGAACCGUUCCUUCCAGUUGGAUGUUCUGGUGAAUGACACAGAGUUUAAUGGCCCUGAAAGAUCACUGAUGCUCCACUUCAAUGUUUCCAUUCUUCCUGUCAGCAUUCAGUUUCCUAACAUGACAUACCAGUUCACAGUUAACAGAAAUGCUGAACGUUUUGCACAGAUUGGAAAAGUCUGCAUCGAAAACUGUAUGAAGUUCUGUGGAGUAAACAUUACCUACAGAUUGCUGCCCCCCAAUGUUAGCUGCUAUGCUGUGGGAAUACUUCAGGCCCGAGAAGAGAAAUAUGGAAGCCUGUAUGUGAAUGAUUCUUCUGUGCUGCAGAGACCUGAAUGCAAAGAAAUACAAUACCCUGUUAUAGCAAUGGACAAGCAGAGCAAGAAACAUGCCAAAACUCAGCUCACUAUUGUGUUGGAAGGAACACUUCUUGAGAGAGAGGAGGAGUGCCCAGACUCUUGUGCUGUGAGUAAGCACCGCAUUGAAUGUGAAGAAUGUGGUGGCUUAGGAGUGCUAACAGGGAAAUGCAAGUGGAGACAGGGAAGUGGAGAAGGAAUCACGUCCAAUUAUUCUACCUGCACUCCAAGCAUCAAGACUUGUCCAGAUGGCACCUGUGAUGUUAUUGAGAGCAAGGAUCCUGCCGUGUGCCCUCAAGACUGCACAAGUGGGAUCAUCGUUGGUGGCCAUGAGAGAGGCAUUCUUGGAAUUAAGUCAGGAUAUGGGGUUUGUUAUUGCUUUCCAAGGGAAAACUGUUACUGUGAGAAAGAUUAUAUUACUGAGACGCUGUGUGAUGAUGUGUGCAAGACUGUGAUAGCAGGUGCAGUUCUGCUGUCCUUCAUUAUCUCAGUGUUGCUCUCUUCUUAUUUCAUUCACCGUUACCACAAGAAUACUCCAAAGCCACCUAUUGCCUCAGCAGAAAUGACUUUUCGGCGCCCUGCUCAGUCCUACCCCAUCAGUUAUUCUUCCACUAAUGUCCGCCGACCAUCACUGGACUCAAUGGAAAACCAGGUGUCAGUAGACACCUUUAAAAUACCAGAGGACCCAAAAUGGGAAUUUCCUCGGAAGAACCUGGUUCUUGGCAAGACUCUAGGAGAAGGAGAAUUUGGAAAGGUAGUCAAGGCAACAGCAUUCAGACUCAAAGGGAAAGCAGGCUAUACCACUGUGGCAGUGAAAAUGCUAAAAGAAAAUGCUUCCCAGAGUGAGCUGAGAGAUCUCCUUUCAGAGUUCAAUCUCUUAAAACAGGUUAACCACCCUCACGUCAUCAAACUUUAUGGGGCUUGCAGUCAAGAUGGACCACUGUAUUUAAUUGUGGAAUAUGCAAAGUAUGGCUCGUUACGCAGUUUUCUCAGGGAAAGUCGGAAAGUGGGACCUAGCUACGUAGGCAGCGAUGGCAACAGAAAUUCAAGCUACUUGGACAACCCAGAUGAGAGAGCCUUAACAAUGGGAGACCUCAUCUCAUUUGCAUGGCAGAUAUCUCGAGGAAUGCAGUACCUUGCAGAAAUGAAGCUUGUUCAUCGGGAUUUAGCAGCCAGAAAUGUGCUGGUCGCAGAAGGACGCAAAAUGAAGAUUUCUGAUUUUGGCUUAUCUCGAGAUGUUUAUGAAGAGGAUUCUUAUGUCAAAAGAAGCAAGGGUCGGAUACCUGUCAAAUGGAUGGCAAUAGAAUCUCUGUUUGAUCAUAUCUAUACAACACAAAGCGAUGUAUGGUCAUUUGGAGUUCUGCUCUGGGAGAUUGUAACCCUGGGAGGUAAUCCCUAUCCAGGUAUUGCUCCCGAAAGACUCUUUAACCUCCUAAAAACAGGCUAUAGAAUGGAGAGACCAGAAAACUGCAGUGAAGAAAUGUAUAAUCUGAUGUUGCGCUGCUGGAAACAGGAACCAGAUAAGAGGCCAACAUUUGCUGAGAUCAGCAAGGAAUUGGAGAAAAUGAUGGUGAAGAGUAGGGACUACUUAGAUCUUGCAGCUUCCACACCCUCUGACUCCUUACUUUAUGAUGACGGGCUCUCAGAAGAGGAGACUCCCCUCGUGGACUGUAAUAAUGCUCCCCUCCCUCGAACCCUUCCUUCCACAUGGAUUGAAAACAAACUCUAUGGCAUGUCAUACCCGAACUGGCCUGAGGAGAGCCCCGUUCCACUCACAAGAUUCGAUGGCACUAACUCUGUGUUUUCAAGAUAUGCAAAUGAUAGUGUUUAUGCUAACUGGAUGGUUUCACCCUCAGCGGCAAAAUUUAUGGACAAGUUUGAUAGUUAAAAAUGUCUUGGUGAAAGGUAAUGGACUCAUGAGGGGAAAAAACUUGCAAAGAAUGCAAAGUCUAUUGGCUCGUUCUUUGUGUAUUUAAAACUGGUUAAACCAACUGAUUUCUGGAGUAGCAAACUCUUUUUUUCUUUUUGGUAGUUCUAAAGUGGCGUUAUUCAUGAUGAAGAAUAUAAUAGAUGAUUUCCCCUUCCACAAGACAUAUCAAACCAAUAAGAGUUGUAGUUCUAGUACUUAUUUUUAGCCUGCCAUUUUGCAAACAGUCUACUUUGGUAACUGUUUAUUGCAAAUGGCCAUGAACUUCAUGCUUACAAUAAUUUUAGGUCAGCCAUCCUAUAUUGCAAUUUUAUUGGAUGGGAAAAUGUUCUUGUACUUGAACUGCUCCUUCUUAUGGUGGUGGUGAAUAAAAGGCCACUUGAUCUAAUCAGGAAGCACAA